This is a messenger RNA of Myripristis murdjan (pinecone soldierfish), 2617 nucleotides long. RefSeq names its product SMAD family member 7 (gene smad7). The transcript has 4 exons. NCBI's taxonomy places the organism in Eukaryota, Metazoa, Chordata, Actinopteri, Holocentriformes, Holocentridae. Gene Ontology annotation, cellular component: heteromeric SMAD protein complex. Gene Ontology annotation, biological process: regulation of transcription by RNA polymerase II; SMAD protein signal transduction; anatomical structure morphogenesis. Gene Ontology annotation, molecular function: transcription regulator inhibitor activity; I-SMAD binding. The record is from RefSeq and is a predicted model, not a curated record. Bases 1072 to 2202 code for a protein of 376 amino acids.
CUAGACACACACGUGACCGGGCGCGUCAAUGCGCACUGGAGACUGGAGACGGAGCAAGGGCACCCAAACCAUCCGCCUCAUUUGCAGAGCCUUUACCCCCUCAAGAUCACUGCUCGGUUCGCUUUCUUCCUCACCCGGACACGGAAACUUCGCGUGAGAUACGAGGUUGGAUUAUUUUAUCCGAGGGAUUGGCUACUAAAAUAGGUUACAAGGCUCGCCGCGCGGACGUAACCCGAGGGUCUCUCUCUGCGCUUUCAAACGCAACUCAACUCGGGUUAGAUAUUCAGUCUGGAUCAGACCUGGAUUUGCUCCCUGGCUUUUUGGACGAGGCUCAUUCCUUCCAGCAUUUCCCCGAAGACCACAUCCUCUGCAGACGAGUGUCAUAUUUAGAUGAUAAGGGAUAAAAAAUAAUAAUUAAAAAAAAAACACAAGCCUUGUCAGAGCCUUACUCCGUACCGUCGGAUCAAGGAUUUGUGGAUUAAUGCUCUUCAAGACACCGGGGCGAGCUUCGGUUUUCAUGGAAUAAUAGUGAUAGCGUUUAGCCUUAAUUAGGCCCGUAUCAAAUUUCCAUAUAGCACCCAGACGCGUAGAUGAAGAGACGUUCUGACCAUGCUUAUACAGUUGAAAUCAGCACGAAGUGUAUUUUAGUUCAGAGUAAGCUUAAACAGUUGCCUGCAUGUCGCCAAGUGAAUAAUUGUAACGUAUUUGGGCUACAUGCUGCUGUGGUGUAGCGAUUUUCAAGCGUCCCCGGUGCUGUCCCGCCGUUAUAAAUGUUUAUAAGCUGCUAGGCGGGCUGUUCGAGUCUUAAAUACCUUAAGGUGAUGGUUACUUAUCCCCUAAGGAAAAGGUGGACUGCCACAUGAACCCUGACUGCUUUUCAGAGAUCUAGUUUAUAGGGCUAGGCAACGGAGACUGGCGUAUGCUACAGAUUGCCUCUGCUUAUCCGGCUCCCAGUUUUUCCACCGUAUUAUCUCAGGCUGCUUGUCAUUGCCUGGACACGGAUCCCGGAAUCUUCAUGAUUUGCGGACACCAUGCUCGUUUUUUAGCCGGGGAACCCUCUUUUCGUCCCGCAUGUUUAGGACCAAACGAUCGGGGCUCGUCCGGCGACUCUGGAGGAGCCGUGCGCCCGCCGAGGGCGACGGGGACGCGGAUAGAGGGACGCAUGGCUCCGGGGGCUGCUGCAUGGGCAAAACGACAAAGGUCUCCAAGUCCAACGCCGGGUCGGAGGCUGAAUUGAAGGCGUUGACCCACUCGAUACUGAAAAAGAUCAAAGAGAAACAAUUAGAGGUGCUCUUGCAGGCGGUGGAGUCCAAGGGGGGUGCCCGAAGCCCCUGCUUGCUCCUGCCUAGCAAAGUGGACGCCAAAGUGGGUCAACAGUCUUACUCCCUCCCCUUGCUGCUCUACAAAGUGUUCAGGUGGCCGGACCUCAGGCAUUCCUCGGAGCUGAAGAGGCUGUCUUGCUGUGAAUCUUAUGGGAAAAUCAACCCAGAGCUCGUUUGCUGCAAUCCGCACCACAUGAGCAGGCUUUGUGAACUCGAGUCUCCUCCUCCUCCAUAUUCGCGUUAUCCCGUGGACUUUCUUAAACCACCAGAUUCUCCAGACUCUGGACCUUCAUCCAGUGACACUGGGGGAACGACCUACUCAGCCCCCGUGGGGCUUUCAGAUUCCCUGGCUUUGCAGGAGUCGGGCGAGCGGGCCCACUGGUGCGUGGUGGCGUACUGGGAGGAGAAGACCCGCGUCGGGCGCCUCUACUCGGUCCAGGAGCCCUCCCUGGACAUCUUCUAUGACCUACCUCAGGGGAACGGCUUCUGCCUGGGCCAGCUCUGCUCAGACAACAAGUCCCAGCUGGUGCAGAUGGUGCGGGCCAAGAUCGGCUAUGGCAUCCAGCUGACGCGUGAGCCAGACGGGGUGUGGGUCUACAACCGCAGCUGCUACCCCAUCUUCAUUAAGUCGGCCACACUGGACAACCCGGACUCGCGCACGCUGCUGGUGCACAAGGUGUUCCCCGGUUUCUCCAUCAAAGCGUUUGACUUUGACAAGGCCUGCAGCCUGCAGAGGCCCAACGACCACGAGUUCACGCAGCAGCCCCGCACGGGCUUCACAGUCCAGAUCAGCUUCGUCAAAGGCUGGGGACAGUGCUACACCAGACAGUUCAUCAGUAGCUGCCCGUGCUGGUUGGAAGUCAUCUUCAACACCCGAUAGCAGCAACCCUCCUCUUCUUCGCCCUCCUCAUCCCCUUGUUCCCCCCCCCCCCCCGCACACACACACACACACAAACAGACUACACCCACUUCUCCUUUUUUUGUUCCCGAGGUUCAAAACGAAAAACAAAACAAAACAAAAAAGUUUUAAAGAAGAAGAAACUAUAAAAUUCUGACGGACUCUGUUUAAUAAAUAACUAAGAUUUAAUUAAAUAAAAUAAGAAGCGAAAAAAAUGUAUUUUAUGUUAUAUAUAAAUAUAUUAUUACUUGUAAAUACGAAGACGUUUUAUAUGCAUCAUUAUUUAUGUAUUGUGCAAUGUGUUGAUGAGAAAAAGAAAAUAAGAUGCACUUUGCUUAAUAUAAAUGCAAAACAAAGAAAUGCCAAAAUAAUAAAAAAAAAAAUACAAAUACAGAUA